GCUGUUCUCCUAGCAGCGCGGGCCGGUCGGACCGCCAAGGCAGCCGGCGCUGGCGAUGGGAAGCGGCGUGGCCGCCGACACAGGCAGUGGCAAAGUUUCCCAGACGUACACAUCUGGACGCGCGGCUGCCGGCUACCCGUGACCCCUCUAGGAAGGGUUCAGGGAUUUUUAAUUUGGAAAAAAAUCCACCUGGUUUCCUUUGUCAAGGUCUCUCCGGGUGGCCAGCGGCAGGAGCUGCAAACUUGGGCACGGCGGCUACACCGGCAGCGGACCGGGCUUUGGAGAACCUCGGGACUCAGGUGCUGAGGUGCCCAGCGGCUCCGGACGUGCUACGGGGUGCGAGCGCGGGGGAGUUCGGGGCGCACGACAAGGAAGGGCCCCCGGGAGCUCUAUAUGGAGGAAGGAGCCCAGAAUGGUGUGCACCAGGAAGACCAAAACUUUGGUGUCCACUUGCGUGAUCCUGAGCGGCAUGACUAACAUCAUCUGCCUGCUCUACGUGGGCUGGGUCACCAACUACAUCGCCAGCGUGUAUGUGCGGGGGCAGGAGCCGGCGCCCGACAAGAAGCUGGAGGAAGACAAAGGGGACACUCUGAAGAUUAUUGAGCGGCUGGACCACCUGGAGAAUGUCAUCAAGCAGCACAUUCAAGAGGCUCCUGCCAAGCCUGAGGAGGCAGAGGCCGAGCCCUUCACAGACUCCUCUCUGUUUGCACACUGGGGCCAGGAGCUCAGCCCCGAAGGCCGGCGCGUGGCCCUGAAGCAAUUCCAGUACUACGGCUACAACGCCUACCUCAGCGACCGCCUGCCCCUGGACCGGCCCCUGCCUGACCUCAGACCCAGUGGGUGCCGUAACCUCUCAUUUCCUGACAGCCUGCCAGAGGUGAGCAUCGUGUUCAUCUUCGUCAAUGAAGCGCUUUCAGUGCUGCUGCGCUCCAUCCACUCGGCCAUGGAACGCACGCCCCCACAUCUGCUCAAGGAGAUCAUUCUGGUGGAUGACAACAGCAGUAACGAGGAACUGAAGGAGAAGCUGACCGAAUAUGUGGACAAGGUGAACAGCCAGAAGCCAGGCUUCAUCAAAGUCGUGCGUCACAGCAAGCAGGAAGGCCUCAUCCGCUCCAGGGUCAGUGGCUGGAGGGCGGCCACUGCCCCUGUGGUGGCACUCUUUGAUGCCCACGUGGAGUUCAAUGUGGGCUGGGCUGAACCUGUACUCACCCGCAUCAAGGAGAACCGGAAGCGGAUCAUCUCGCCAUCCUUUGAUAACAUCAAAUAUGACAACUUUGAGAUAGAAGAGUACCCGCUGGCUGCCCAGGGCUUUGACUGGGAGCUGUGGUGCCGCUACCUAAAUCCCCCCAAGGCCUGGUGGAAGCUGGAGAACUCCACAGCGCCAAUCAGGAGCCCUGCCCUCAUUGGCUGCUUCAUUGUGGACCGGCAGUACUUCCAGGAGAUCGGCCUGCUGGACGAAGGCAUGGAAGUCUACGGGGGCGAGAAUGUGGAGCUUGGGAUCAGGCACUAUUUACAAUAACAAAGACAUGGAACCAACCCAAAUGCCUGUCAAUGAUAGCCUGGAUAAAGAAAAUGUGGUACAUAUACACCAUGGAAUACUAUGCAGCCAUAAAAAGGAAUGAGAACCCGUCCUUUGUGGGGACAUGGAUGAAGCUGGAAGCCAUCAUCCUCAGCAAACUAACACAGGAACAGAAAACCAAACACCACAUGUUCUCACCCAUAAGUGGAAGUUGAACACUGAGAACACAUGGACACAGAGAAGGGAACAACACACAUGAAGGCCUGUAGGGGGUUGGGGGUUGAGGGAAGGGAACUUAAAGGAUGGGUCCAUAGGUGCAGCAAACCACCAUGGCACAUGUAUACCUAUGGAACAAACCUGCAUGUUCUGCACUCGUAUCCCAUUUUUAGAAGAAAUAAUGAAAAAAAAAUUAAGGAAAAAAGAGAAAAAACUCUUUAUUAUGGACAAUAUCGAAUAUAUACAAAAACAGUGAGAUAGUAAAAUAAAUCCCGUUGCAGUUGUUACCUUGUUUCAGUAUUGUCAACUUAUGGCCAAUUUGGUUUCAUCUUUACCUCUGCCUAAUCCCCCACCUAACUCUAGUUAUUUUGAGGGAAAUCCCAGACAUCAUAUCAUUUCAUCAAAAAUAUUUCAGUAUGUAUCCAAAAUAGAUAAGGACUUUUAAAGAACCAUGGCCACAAUGCUAUUUUCAGUCCUAAAAGAGUUGAAAAGAAUACUGUAAUACUGUCAAAUAUUCUAGUAUACACAUUUUUCUAAUUCUCUCAUAAGUUUUUGUUUUGAUAUACAAUUUCUUUGCUUGAAUCAAGAUUCAGUUGGUUAAUUUGUCUUUCCAGUCUCCAUAAUCUACUGAAUAUCUUUCUCCAUCUCUUUUUCCCCCCCUCUUGUAAUUUCGUUUUUGAAGAGAUCAGGUCAUUUUUCCUGCAGAGAUUCUCACAGUCUAGAUUUUCUUGAUUACAUUCCCCUGAUGUCAUUUAACAGGUCCUUCUGUCCCAUACAUUUCAUCUAAAUUGGUAGUUAAAUCUAGAGACUUAGGCUUAAUUUUGUAGCAAGAAUAUUUCAUAGACAGUAUGUGUGUUCCUCCAUCAUGAGGUACACGAUGUCUACUUGUGUUCCCAUUUGUGAUGCUAACCAUCAUUGCUGAUUAUUGCCUAGAUUCAGUAAUUCCUUAGGGGUUACCAAAUAGUAAUAUUUUAAUUUUAUUUCUCUUUCCUCAUUUAUUAACUGAAAUACUUCUUGUAGAGACAUUUACAAUAAUCCAUUCCUUGGUUGCCCAGAAGUACAAAUAAAUUCAUUUGGAAAAGUCAGGAUAAAUAGUUCUUUCUAUAAUAGCUUUCAAAAUAAUGAAUUGAUUCUCAACCACCCUCCAAAGGGGACCAAUUAGUUUUUUACUAUCCCUGUGAACUUAUGGGUUUAAACAUAUUUGAUGUAUUUCAAUUAAUUAUCCUUACAUACAUUUAAUAUCCUUAUUGACUUGUAAAUUUUCCACCUUUGUCCAUUGGGAGCCUGUUGACAUUUGUCCAUGGGUCCUUUUGACUCUUUAAUGGCUUCCCUGCCAUGAGGAGGGUUCCAGGCUCAUCUUACACAUUUCCUGCUCCAGACUUGUAAUUAGCUACUUCCCUAAGGAACCCAGCUUACUGUGAGUGAGAAAUGGUAUUUAAAACCACAAUCUGGGCACUGGGCAUGCUCAUUGCUACUGGGUUGGUCCAUGUUUCUAGGUCUUUUCAGUAGUCAGAGCUAGAAAUUAUUAUUGUUAUUAUUAUUAUAGAGCUAAAAUAUUUCAGGCAUUCAUGAUGAUCUUUCUCAUUCAAACUUAGGACAACAGAAUUUUACUUCAUCAAUUUUACAUCCAUAUUUCCUUUCUUUCAUGACAAAAUUUCUGGUUCUUAAUGACAACAACAUAGGUACCUGUUUAUUUUAUUCCCCAGAAUGCUCAAGACUGUUUCAGCAUAUUAAUGACAAUGCUACCACCAAUGAUAUGAUAAAUGGUUUAAUUUAUUUUGCAUUUCUUCUUUAGAUUUUAUCCCACUAGGAUGUACAGUCAAAUUCCUAUUAUCCACACUUAUCUAGAAGUGUUCCUCUCUGUACGGUUGUCCUACCAACCUAAGAAGUAUGAUCAGUUGUUUCAUUUUGCUUCUGACUUUUAUAUUUAAAUGUUUAUAGUCAUAUAAAUUUUUAUUUAGUUUAUAAAAAUGAGGUAAAUAUACAGUCCAAAGUCAAAUCUACAAAAUAAGGAACUUUCAGCGUUGUUCUCUUCAUCCUGUUUUCUAUUUCCAAUGUAAACAUUUAUUUUUGUUUGUUUUACUUAAUACUUUGAAAAAAGGCAAGAAAAUGUGAAUAUAUAUUCGCAGGUCCCCUUUCUUAGAUAAAUGGUAGUAUACUAUGCACAUUUUUAUUAUCUCACUUUUUUCUGAAGAUUGUUCUAUAACAGUAUAUAGAGAUAUUCCUCAUUCCUUUCUUACGGUUGCAUACUACUCAAAUGCGUAAACAUUUUAUAGUUUGUUCUACCAAUUUCCUUUUGAGAGCAUAGUGCUAUAAUUAAUAGUCUUUUGCAUACUUUUUUCAUAUUUUUAUUGGUUAUCUUUUGGAUAGAUUCCUAGAAAUGGAAUUGCGAAGUCAAAGGGUAAAUGCAUACGUAACUUUGCUAGACAUCAUCAAAUAUCCCUCCAGAGGGGUAGUAUUUCAGAGGGGUAAUAUUUUUCCCACCAGGAAUGAUGAAGGUGCCUGUCUUCUCACAGCCAUACCAACAAAGUAUGUUGUGGAAUAUUUUUUUUAACCAAUCUGACCGAUGAGAAAGGCCUUUCAGGGUAGUUUUAAUUUGCAUUUCUCUUAUUAAGAACUAGGUUGAAGAGAUUUUCAUAUGAUUAAGGCUAUUUGCAUUUCUUUUUUCUGUAAGCUGUUCGUAUCUUUGGCCCACUUUCCUAUAGGGUUGUUAGUCUUCUCUCUAUUUUUAGAAUAUCUUUACACAUUAGAGAUGGUAAUACUUUGCCCAUCAUACAAAUUGCAAGUAUUUUCUCCCAGUUUAUUACUUGUCUUGAUUUUACUUCUCGUGUUUGUUUGUUUGUUUGUUUUGCCAUCCAAAGGCUGCUUUUUUCGUGUUUUUUCUGUUUAAUGUAAGCAAACUUUUUUUCUUCUUGCUUCCAGAUUUUAAUCAUAGAAAAUCUUACCCACUCUCAGGUUAUAAAGAAAUUCACUUAUGUUUUCUUCUAAUACUUACAUGACUAUAUUUUUUACAUUUUAGUCUCCGAUUCAUUCAGAAUUGAUCCUGCAGUUUGGUGUGAGGAAUGGAUCCAAUGUCUUAUUUUUCUAUAUGGUCAACCAGUUAUCGUAACACCUUCUAUUCAAAAUAAUAUCUUUCCUCACUGUUUUGCAAAACUACCUUUAUUGUACAAUAAAUUGCCACAUACUUUUGGGUCUGUUUCUGGA
Messenger RNA from Homo sapiens (human), 4939 nucleotides. It is a transcript of the gene GALNT18, whose product is annotated as polypeptide N-acetylgalactosaminyltransferase 18. NCBI's taxonomy places the organism in Eukaryota, Metazoa, Chordata, Mammalia, Primates, Hominidae. Gene Ontology annotation, cellular component: Golgi membrane. Bases 413 to 1519 code for a protein of 368 amino acids. The transcript has 7 exons. Gene Ontology annotation, molecular function: polypeptide N-acetylgalactosaminyltransferase activity. Gene Ontology annotation, biological process: protein O-linked glycosylation via N-acetylgalactosamine. The record is from RefSeq and is a predicted model, not a curated record.